This is a messenger RNA of Penicillium coprophilum, 2184 nucleotides long. RefSeq lists its product as uncharacterized. The record is from RefSeq and is a predicted model, not a curated record. Bases 1 to 2184 code for a protein of 727 amino acids. Lineage: Eukaryota; Fungi; Ascomycota; Eurotiomycetes; Eurotiales; Aspergillaceae. The transcript has 3 exons.
AUGUACUCACAUAUUGAAUCUGAAGGGACUGCGGUCACUAUCGCUCAUUUCAAGGCACAAAACUUGCCAGUCGUCGAUCGCAUUCUUGAGCCUCAAACUAUCGUCCAUUUCCUUGAAUUUGCGCUUGGUGACGAGCCUCUACCAAAUGGUAAACAACCCGAUAUCGAGCGCAUGUCCGUGGAUGAAGCUCCCGUCAUCCAACCGGACCAGAACUUCCCACCGGACUCCAAUGGCGAACCCAUCAUGACUAGUAUCAUGGCCCGUAUUGGAUCCACACGAGAUUUCAGCCGUCUCUGCAAGGUCGGGCAUAAUAUCGAAACCCUCAAGACCCGUCUAUGGGAGGGUAUCAUCCCCCUGAGCGAUCAAUUAUGGCAGGAAAAAAGCCUUGACAGCCCAGAACAUUUUGAUAUGGCUUGUCAACAUCUAACAGCCGUCAUCGCUGUGUUCCAGUAUUUAAAUGAACCAACUGUGCGAUUGUAUCUUCGCGACACGUUCAAUUACAUCUACGACCAUUGGACCGCGCUUGACACCGUUCUCAAUAAACGCAGGGAGGAACAAGGCAAAAAGCGCGUCAGUGUCGCGGCUCUCUGGACAGCUUACAUGGUUGCACAUUUUGAGAUGAUGACCGAGCGCGCCCAUCGAUGGAUUACUGUGCAUGUGAAUACUCUGCGCGCUCCAUUGUUGCGAGCGCUUUUGGAGCACCGACGACCCGGGGGAGAUGGCCUAGGUGGUGAACCUGAUGCUGUGCAGUGGAAGAUUGCUGAUUCAUUGCACAUGCUGACUGAAAUCACCGGCCAUGCUGAUUUCACUAUCAUGAUCCCUAUGAACGGUUAUAAGGGGUACUUCGCGGAUCCCCCGCGGAUGGGUCCGGCCGCACUUCAUGCGGCGAAUUUGCUUACCAGAAGCAAAGCAUAUCAUGAACGUCUGAAGCUGCUUACUCGGGAAGCCCUCCCCCGUAAUGUAGCUGAGUUGAGAGGUUUGACUCCUACGUCCGGACAGGGGUAUCAUGCGACAAUCCGGAGCCAGAUUGAAGGUCAGAACAAGUUGCGAAAAGAGGUGCGUGGUGCGCCUCUUGAACCUGUUCCGCGUGAGCCUUGGAUUGUUAGCACCGUUUCAAGGAUAGAGUCUGGAAAGAAACAGGGAAAGGCGGAAAAGUAUGGGUUGGCUGUGUAUCGGUUGACAUACGGGCAGACGGAGUCUGAAUGGACUGAAUUCGUUCGCAAAGUGGAAUCCCAUGUUUCGGAUUGGGGCAAAGGCCAAACUGGAAGCAGUGCGGUCAAGCAGCAUUUAAAGCUUCACUGGCUGGAUGGAAAGGAAUUGAAUAUUUCAGAGGGUGAUAUCGAUGCAGCUAAGCAACACUUCAAAACAAUCAAAGACGGCAACGACGACUGGUCAAAGCUACAAUGUCACGCUUUCCUUGUCGUUGACUCUGCAUCCUUCGCCUCAUAUACCACCAAUUUAUACAGUCCCGCAACAUCCCAGCUCAACCCCGGCGACUUCACCGGUUUCCUCCUCGCCGUCGACCCAAUCUUCGACCCGAAGGAAGGUAUUCAACGACCCGAUGAGUCACCAGGCUACAGCGGCCAGAUGCGAAUUCUCGGAAGCCUGGUAUGGGGCGAUCUAUAUUCCCUGCAAGCAGCGCAGGCAUUCCUGCUCGAAGACUACUGGCCAUUAGCAUGCGAGCACCCAAACAUGGUAUAUGUCGGUCCAACAAUCCCAUGGCAGCGAUUCAUCUGGAGGCAUCACAAUGAGAUGCGCUGGAAUCUCCUUCGAGCAGUGAUAGACCAUGUAAAGCGCAAUCCGGAGAUGCCAGCAAUGCCAUCAGCCCAAGCCCAAGCUCGUGCUCCACCUCCAACCACGACCACAGCUGGAUCCCCAGACACACCACAAACACCUCCUAUGCCCUCAUCGACACCACCUGCAGAACAAAGUCCCCUUAACUCCGCCCUCCGCGCAUAUAUGCUCACUGAGUUCCAGCGCUACCUGCGCCAUCAGGGUCAACCACGCCAGGCGGCUAUAGUGGAUGAAUUGCUUCAUCUUCAACCGGGUGAGGAGCCGGAUGGAGCGCGGAUUCGACAAUUAGUAGACGCUGAGGAUGAGCGACAAGAGCAGCGGAGACGAGAUGGGUUGGGUGAGGAUGAGGAGACUUUGGAUGAGUAUGAGCCACAGUGUCCGUUGCAGUGA